AUGGUCACCCUCCAGAGAGAACCCAAACCCACGACACACUGGCAACUUAACGAAACCCUACUUGAUGACCCCAGAGUUCUAGACGACCUGCGACAGACGGCAGGAAACUAUUUCUUAGAGAAUGGGAAUACUGAGGUAUCAGACCCCUGGGUGUGGGAAGCCCAUAAAGGAGUUAUCAGAGGCACUCUUAUCAAAUGGGGCUCUAGAAUCAAGAAAGAACGGACCCUCAAAAUGGACUCUCUCAUAGCAGACAUGCACUUAGCCGAGACCACACACAAACAAGAUCCCACAAAUGAUAACUUCCAGAAGCUAACAGCCCUACGCAUAGAAUUAAGAUCGCUACUAACCGCAAAGGCAUAUAGAUCCACUCAACUGACAAGGAGCACCUUUUAUGCUCAUGGUAACAAGAGUGGGAAACUACUAGCUAGAGCCUUGAAAGCCAAACGGCAGAGAUCGUUCAUAGACAAAAUAUCGGAUGACACAGGUAGGCAACACAACACUACAGAAGAUAUAGCCAAGGCGUUCAACGCUUUCUACACAAACCUUUAUAACCUAUCCCCCCCAAAAACACAGAACCACAACCUGAGGGAAUACAUCUCGGCAAACCUGCCACGCAAGAUCCCAGAUGACCAAAUACACACAUUAGAUGAACCAUUCACACAAACGGAACUACUCGCCACGAUUAAG
This is a messenger RNA of Pelobates cultripes (western spadefoot toad), 687 nucleotides long. Lineage: Eukaryota; Metazoa; Chordata; Amphibia; Anura; Pelobatidae. The record is from the annotation of a GenBank genome assembly.